Messenger RNA from Octodon degus (degu), 911 nucleotides. Its product is annotated as caspase-3-like. The record is from RefSeq and is a predicted model, not a curated record. Gene Ontology annotation, biological process: proteolysis; neuron differentiation; apoptotic process. The coding region runs from base 40 to 870 and encodes 276 amino acids. NCBI's taxonomy places the organism in Eukaryota, Metazoa, Chordata, Mammalia, Rodentia, Octodontidae. The transcript has a single exon. Gene Ontology annotation, cellular component: cytoplasm.
CGCCUAGCGGAGCUGAGAGUGUAGCUAAGAAAAGAAACCAUGGAGAAUACUGAAAACUCAGUGGAUGCAAAAUCCAUUAAAAGUUUAGAAACAAAGAUCAUACAUGGAAGCAAAUCAAUGGACUCCGGAAUAUUCUUGGAUGGCAGAUACAAAAUGGAUUAUCCUGAAAUGGGUCUCUGUAUAAUAAUUAAUAAGAACUUUCAUAAAAGUACUGGAAUGACAGCUCGAUCUGGUACAGAUGUAGAUGCAGCAAACAUCAGAGAAACAUUUAUGAACUUGAAAUACGAAGUGAGAAAUAAAAAUGAUCUUACCAGUGAAGACAUUAUGGAAUUGUUGUACAAUGUUUCUAAAGAAGAUCAUAGCAAAAGGAGCAGCUUUAUUUGUGUAAUUCUAAGCCAUGGUGAAGAAGGAAUAAUUUUUGGAACAAAUAGACCUGUUGACCUGAAAAGAUUAACAAAGUUCUUCAGGGGCGAUCUUUGUAGAAGUCUAGCUGGAAAACCCAAACUUUUCAUUAUUCGGGCUUGCCGGGGUACGGAACUGGACUGUGGCAUUGAGACAGAUGGUGGUUUUGAUGAUGACAUGGCAUGCCAGAAAAUGCCAGUAGGGCCCGACUUUCUGUAUGCAUAUUCCACAGCACCAGGUUACUAUUCCUGGAGAAAUUCAAAGCAUGGUUCCUGGUUCAUUCAGUCACUGUGUGCUAUGCUGAAAUUAUAUGCAUACAAGCUGGAGUUUAUGCACAUUCUCACUUGGGUUAACUGGAAGGUAGCGACAGAAUUUGAGUCCUUUUCUCUUGAUUCCACUUUUCAUGCAAAGAAACAGAUUCCGUGUAUUGUGUCCAUGCUCACAAAAGAACUGUACUUUUAUCAGUAAAAAAUGGUUGACUUAUUUUAAGUUUGUAUGUUAAGUGAGGA